This is a messenger RNA of Suillus subaureus, 457 nucleotides long. RefSeq lists its product as uncharacterized. The transcript is spliced from 4 exons. The record is from RefSeq and is a predicted model, not a curated record. NCBI's taxonomy places the organism in Eukaryota, Fungi, Basidiomycota, Agaricomycetes, Boletales, Suillaceae. The coding region runs from base 1 to 261 and encodes 86 amino acids.
AUGCUCUAUCCUGGCCAGCACUAUCACCACGCAACUCAAACCGGGGGCUACUUCGUCUUGUCCUACUUGUUGUCAAUAGUCACCCCCAUAUUCUUCGUCGCCUGGUCCCUACACUGUUUUAUAGCCGCGAUUUUAAUAACAGGCUUUUGCUCCCAGAGCAUGAUCUGCCGUGUUGCCACUGCGCUCUGGCUUGUUAUGUAUGUCGUCAAUAUUGGAACGAUACUGAUGCAAUCCGUGUGGAAGUAUGCGACAUCACGCUAGAGUAAUUGGUAUAUGUAUGCAAUCUGUGGCUUUCAGUUAUACCAAUCUUUCGAGAGCACCUCACGCCGUAUGAAAUCAUAUCAGUGUGAAAGCUCAUGGAAAAUUUCUCUUACCCACGUUUUUCGCAAAGCAAGCGACAUAAAUUAUUGUGAUUAUUGCAUGAAGCAAACCUGACCUUCACUGGUGACCACCACUU